ACUCCCCUCCUAAAGCAUGAGACUAAUCCUCGUCAUAUGUGUUCAAUAGAGCCCAAGAACCCUAAUUAGUGUUGUCAUAACCCAAACAAUAUUCUUUAGGGAGACUCUACAUCGCGUGACUGCUCUGCUUGCUUUCAGCAUGUAGAUGAAGCGACUCUGCAAGGGUUUCUGCUCGUCUGCUCCUCCUCCUUCUCAAUCUCAAAUCUUCCUCCGCGAUUCCGGCGAGAAUGGCCGUCGCCACAUUUCGAAGCCCCUCCUCUACGCCGCCCGUCUCCAGGCCGCCACCAAUUCCGGCUCCUUCUCCUGCGGCCUCCGGCUCCAUGCCCACAUCAUUAAGUCGGGACUCGACUCCGAUCGCUUCGUCGGCAACAGCCUCCUAUCCCUCUACUUCAUGCUGUGCCCCGACUUCUCCGUCACCCGCCACGUGUUUGAGAGUUUGCCCGUAAGGGAUGUCAUCUCCUGGACCUCCAUGGUCUCCGGCUACGUUCGCGCCGGCCGGCCCCUGGAGUCCCUUCUUAUGUUCGUCAAGAUGUCUACUAUCGGCGGCGUCGAGCCGAAUGCAUUCACCCUGUCCUCUGCGGUGAAGGCAAGUUCCGAUCUUGGAGACGUCAGGCUCGGUAGGUGCUUCCAUGGGAUGGUUAUGACGCGUGGUUUCGAAACCAAUCAUGUGAUUGCGAGCGCGCUCGUCUAUAUGUAUGGCAGGAACUCUGCAUUGGAAGACGCAAGGCGGAUGUUUGACGAAUUGCCCGAGCCCGACGCUAUCUGUUGGACUUCGAUUAUCUCCGUGUUGACAUGGAACGACGAAUUCGCCAAAGCACUGAGCUGUUUCUAUUCGAUGAUUAGGAGGAAGGAACUUGGGAUUGUUCCGGAUGGAUUCACGUUUGGGACAAUCAUGACUGCAUUGGGUAAUUUGGGUAGGGCGAGACAGGGCAAGGAAGCACACGCCAAAGUCAUCACGAGUGGUCUCUGUGGCAAUGUGGUGGUCGAAAGCAGCACCCUUGACAUGUAUGCGAAAUGUGGGUACAUGGAAGAUUCACGGAAGGUAUUCGAUCGAAUGGCAUCUAAGAAUGCGGUGUCCUGGUGUGCCUUGCUCGGAGGGUACUGUCAAGGCAAGAACUACAGAGCUGUCCUCAAUCUGUUCCGUGUGAUGGAUAAAGGAGAUGAUCACUACAGCUUUGGCACGGUUCUUCGGGCUUGUGCAGGUCUUGCAGCCAUAAGAGAGGGGAAGGAGCUACAUUGCAAGUAUCUAAGAAUGGGGGGCUGGAGAGACGUAGUUGUGGAAUCUGCUCUGAUUGAUCUCUAUGCAAAAUGUGGCCUCAUAGACUAUGCCUAUCAUCUCUUUACUAAGAUCUUCAUCAGAAACUUGAUAACAUGGAACGCAAUGAUCUGUGGCCUUGCGCAAAAUGGUAGAGGUGGGCAAGCCAUCGAGGUGUUUGAUGAGAUGGUCAAGGGAGGGACUAAGCCUGACUGUAUCAGUUUUAUCGGGGUUCUGUUUGCUUGUAGCCACACAGGUUUGGUCGAUGAAGGCAAGAGAUACUUCAGAUCAAUGACUGAAGAUUACGGGAUCGCAGCGGGGAUCGAGCACUAUAACUGCAUGGUUGAUCUCUUGAGCAGGGUUGGUCUACUCAAAGAAGCUGAAGAUUUGAUAAACAAUGCAAAGUACAGAGAUGAUUCUUCGCUGUGGGCGGCUCUUCUAGGUGCGUGUGCCACCUACUCUAGCCCAGGAGUGGCGGAACGCGUGGCGAAGAAGAUGAUGGAGUUGGAGCCACAGUACCACUUGAGCUAUGUUCUUCUCGCGAAUGUCUACAAGACAGUAGGGCGAUGGAACGAUGCUGUGCAGGUAAGGAAGUUGAUGAGAGAAAGGGGUGUGAGGAAAGCCCCUGGAAAAAGCUGGAUUGAAGUGAAUCGUAGGACUUGUGUUCUGCUUAAUAAAGAUGGUGUGGAUAAGCCUAGCUUUGAAGAUUCUGAAGAUCAGUUUCCAGGUAUUGUGAAUUCAUUAGAGCCUGCUAAUUCUGAAGAAAUGGAGCACAAUUUGAUCCCAGUCUUGCAGCAAUCAUUAUAAAUUUGAAGUCACACAAUAAUUCAUAAGAGGAAGAAGGAGAGCAGAGCAAUCCAAGCAAAUAGAGACAUCGAUGAAACACACAACAUUCAUAUGAGUUAUUUGGAAGGGGAUUUCUUCUUGUGGUCUUGAGGACGGGAUUUGUUGACUCUUUCUAUGUACCGAGCCGCUUUAUCGUCGAUGUUGGAUUUUAUCUUCGAAACCGUUCUCGGAGGACGAGAGGCAGCAGCUUUAUCCUCCGUUUUCUGGUAUUCCACCGGCACCUCCGUUGGAGAAGCAACACCAAGCUUGCCAUCUUUGAGGAUGGUGACUGGCACUUGGGAUAUGGUUUCUUCUUGUUGGAUGCUAUUUAUGUUUCUCUGACCCUCACUGACCUGUUUGAACUUGGACAAGGGAACGAGGAAGCUCAAGAGUCUUUGGCAAAUGCCAAGAGGCUCAGCUGCAUCAUUCCUCUUGUCCAUAUCUUGCACAGGAAACAGAGGAGGAGGAAGUGAUGAAAAACUUACUGCCCACCAAUGCAAGCGUUCUAUUUGAAGUCCGCGAAGAGACAAGGUAGCGUGGAAAUAAAGCAGACUACUGUUGCAAGCAACACAUAAAAGAGGAAGGAUCCGUUCCUUUGUGUUGCAGACACUAGGAUUCUCCAGAAUCUAGUUUGUGUUUAUAUAUGAAUGCUAGAUUCAUACCAGACAACACAGAGCUACAAGCAAAGAACUUUUUGCAUGAAAGAUAUGGCAUAAAAUUUAUGCUUGUCCCCUCAGUGACAAGGGUAUCUUUGUGUAGUUAAACAUACAUAUGGUGAUUAGAUACACGUGCUUCACAAGUUAUUAUUCCUCA
Musa acuminata AAA Group (dessert banana) is the source of this 2893-nucleotide messenger RNA. RefSeq names its product pentatricopeptide repeat-containing protein At1g03540-like. Bases 146 to 2062 code for a protein of 638 amino acids. Gene Ontology annotation, molecular function: protein binding. The transcript has a single exon. NCBI's taxonomy places the organism in Eukaryota, Viridiplantae, Streptophyta, Magnoliopsida, Zingiberales, Musaceae. The record is from RefSeq and is a predicted model, not a curated record.